Molecule: messenger RNA, 2719 nt
Organism: Linum tenue
Lineage: Eukaryota; Viridiplantae; Streptophyta; Magnoliopsida; Malpighiales; Linaceae
Source: the annotation of a GenBank genome assembly
GGCAUGUAGGGACCACUAUGUUAGUCUUGCUCUGCUCUGCCCGCCCCAACCCCAAAAGAAAGGACCUACCCUAAUCACCCUUGUCCGUAUCCCAAGAGAUUGAUACUCUCUCUCUAGUCCACCAUUUUUCUUCUGACCAACAAUUUCGAGUUCUCGACGAAUUACCGCUCCAGAAAUCGGCCUGCUCCUUCUGCUGAGUUGUGGUUAGGUGAGAACGAGGAACUCGUGAAGAAUGGGGAACUGUUGCUCCGACGAGGCUGGCGGCAGGUCGGCCUUCGGCGGUACUGGUGCUUCAACUGCCGGCGGCGGUGCUAAUGAUGCCGUUGAUGAAUUCCUCAGGUACCGCGGCUUCCAGGGACUAUUCUCUCAGAUCGAGUUAUCUUUUUCUGCAACGAACUUACGCGACCGGGAUAUGAUUUCCAAGAGUGAUCCUAUGGUGGUUGGCUAUACAAAAGGAAGAGAUGGGGCCCUUACUGAAGCUUUUCGUUCCGAGGUAGUCCUCAAUUCAUUGAAUCCAUCAUGGAUCUCAAAAUAUACAGUCACGUUCCAGUUCGAAGUUGUUCAAACUCUGGUGUUUCGUGUAUAUGACAUUGACUCUCAAUUUCACAACGUGGAUGUUAAGAUGCUUAAGCUAGAGGAACAACAAUUUCUGGGUGAAGCUUCCGUCAUAUUGUCUCAGAUUGUGGCCAAGCCGGACAGGAUCUUGACCUUAAAUCUUGUACAAAUCGAAGAUCCAGGCCAUCCUCGAAGCAGUGGACAGCUUAUUGUGCAUGCUGAGGAAUGCAUUAGCUCAAAAACUACUACUGAGAUGACAUUAAGGUGUUCAGACUUGGAAAGCAAGGAUAUGUUCUCAAAAAGUGAUCCUUUUCUGUUAAUAUCAAGAGUUACCGAGGGUUCGAUGCCGAUAGCUGUGUGUAAAACAGAGGUGCUAAAGAAUGAUCACAACCCUAUCUGGAAACCAAUUUCCUUGAACAUUCAGCAAGUUGGAAGCAAGGACAGUCCAUUGCUCAUACAGUGCUUUGACUUCAAUAGUAGUGGCAAACAUGAUUUGAUUGGGCAAGUAGAGCUUUCCCAUUCCCUUCCCUUUGGGAUCUGUAUUUGUUCUAAUUUCAUGAAUGUUGACAGUACUUAUUCAUUUGUUUGUUACAGACAGAUUCAAAUCUCGCUAGCAGGUUUGGAAAAGCUUUGUUCUAGCCAGGAAGGACUUCAUUUGUCUUUGGCAGCAGCUGGGCAUAAUCAAAGUGCUAAGGUGCUUAAGAGCCAGCUUUGUGUGGACAAGUUUUCAGAGAGUACACAACACACCUUUCUUGAUUAUCUGAGAGGGGGAUAUGAACUGAAUUUCAUGGUGGCUGUAGACUUCACAGCUUCAAAUGGAAAUCCCCGGCUCCCUGAUUCUUUGCACUAUAUCGAUCCCUCUCACAAUAUGGAUUUGUCUAGUCGACCAAAUGCGUACCAGAGAGCGAUCUUGGAGGUAGGAGAUGUGCUGCAGUUUUACGAUUCAGAUAAACGAUUUCCUGCCUGGGGAUUUGGAGCAAGGCCAAUUGACGGUCCCGUCUCUCAUUGCUUCAACUUGAAUGGCAGCAACUACAACCAUGAAGUGGAGGGGAUCCAUGGAAUUCUGAUGGCAUAUUCAAGUGCUCUCUACAAUGUUUCUUUCGCAGGGCCCACCCUUUUUGGACCUGUAAUCACCAAGGCAGCAAGCAUUGCGAGCAAAUCCCUUGAAAAUGGAGGGAGAAAGUACUACGUUUUGUUGAUCAUUACGGACGGUGUCAUAACAGAUCUUCAAGAGACUAAAGACGCCAUUGUGCAAGCAUCCGACCUUCCCCUCUCCAUCCUUAUAGUAGGUGUCGGAGGAGCUGACUAUAAAGAAAUGGAGAUUUUAGACGGCGAUAGAGGAGAAAGACUUGAAAGCACAACCGGUCGGGUUGCCACGCGCGAUAUAGUUCAGUUUGUACCAUUGCGGGAUGUACAGAGUAGGACAUCUAUCUAUCUAUCGAUCUGGUCUUAUUUCAUCUUCUCAAUCCAACUAGUUUCUUCACUCCAGAAUGGUCUGACCAUCCUCUAAUUUGGUCAUAUGCAGAUGGAGGGAUCUCUGUUGUCCAACAACUUCUAGCAGAACUACCCACCCAGUUUUUAUCCCACGUGCGGGCCAGAAAGCUUCAGCCACAUUCUUGAUCUGAUCUCUGCCAGGGGGAAAAAAGGUGUACAUAUGGAAAUUAGUUACUAAAAGAGAGACACAGACCCAGCUCUGGGGUUCUUACUUGUUUGUCGAUGCUAAUACCAAAACGGGUUUCCGGGGUUGGGUUGUAAACAACGACAACAGAGACGGGGAAGAGGGGUGGUGUCUUUUAAUAUUAAUUUUUGUUUUUGUUUUUGUUUUUGUUUUUGUCAUGUCUUGUUGUUGUGCUUUUCUAUUCUUGCUGUCUGCUUGGGAAGCGGAUCAAAAUUUGAUGAACUCGAGGAGACUGUGCGACCGAAAGGAGGAAUUCAGCGGAUUUUGCCGGUGUAACUACACAAAGGCAUUUGUUUUGCUUUUUCUUUAAUUUCCCCCACGCCUGUAUUUUCGUACCCAGCCUGCCCAUUCUCUGCCGUUGAAUUUUUGACUCCUGGUUUGGGCUCCGAUUUAUAUUCUGUGGACUUGUGUUGGGGUGAUUGGAAUUUGGAAGUAGACCUUUGAGUAACACGGUAUUGCAAUUUUCAACGUCUGACUAUUGACUGG